AUGGCAAUGAUAUUGCUAGAUCUGUUUCUCGCCGUGCGGCACUACACCCGCCCGAGGACAACCAUCGUCAAACUCCAGGUCCUGCAGAUUGUCCCUUGCUAUAUACAAUUCGUCGAGGAGUUUGUCAUAAUUCAGGAUGCAUUGCUGCGAUUGGCAAAGUCAUUCCAGAAAGAUCUUAACGAGAUUGCAGAGAAAGUGGUAGCUUCUAAUCAACGAUGGUAUAAGUUCAUAUCGACAGAGACCAUAUGCUCCUUGCGCCACCACAAUAAUUGCUGUAUCUCUUCAAGCUUAUCAGUUGAUGUGAAAGAUACAGGUGACUCAUGGGAGCAGCAUUUUGACAAAAUUUCUAUCGAGGAGAGGAGCAAAUUUGAUGAAGAAACCCUCUACAACUUGGAGGGAAUCAAGAGAAAGAAAAGGUACUCUAGAAAACCAGACGGCUUCAGAAAUGAGUACAUAGUGUUAACCAUUCUGGUUGCUGCCGAUGGAGCUCUGAAGUUCCCUGAAGUCAGAAACUACGCAGAUCUGGAAGCAGCUGUGGAAACGCUCAUCUCUAUACCCGCGAGGCGAAUUCAGGGCAUUCAAGUCUUAUGGACUCCUCAAGAUGAGGACGACGUUCUUUUGGAAGAGAAGCUACUGGAGGAUUAUCCUUAUCUGAAACCCUUGUGUAUGACUACAGUAUUUUUUUCCCGGUGUUCCUGGAGGUCGUCGUACGGGCAGAUAUAGGUUUUGGUAGCUGAUUGAUUGUUUUGUGCCGACCUUUAAAAGUUUGUGGCUGCUGAUUCGCGGGGUACACCGUGCAGCCGGAGCUGCUACCUUACAUCAUUGCAGAUUAGUUGAUUUGAACUUACAAAAUGAAGUUGUAUGAAUGGAUAUUUAUAAACUACAAUAGGGAAAUACCAAGGACAAUUGACUGUUUUCUGUUCU
Molecule: messenger RNA, 924 nt
Organism: Panicum virgatum (switchgrass)
Lineage: Eukaryota; Viridiplantae; Streptophyta; Magnoliopsida; Poales; Poaceae
Exons: 7
Coding region: 1-723 (240 amino acids)
Cellular component (GO): chloroplast
Source: RefSeq, a predicted model, not a curated record